Molecule: messenger RNA, 2862 nt
Organism: Corylus avellana
Lineage: Eukaryota; Viridiplantae; Streptophyta; Magnoliopsida; Fagales; Betulaceae
Product: serine/threonine protein phosphatase 2A regulatory subunit B''alpha
Biological process (GO): protein dephosphorylation
Cellular component (GO): protein phosphatase type 2A complex
Molecular function (GO): protein phosphatase regulator activity; calcium ion binding
Source: RefSeq, a predicted model, not a curated record
AUUUCGUACGGUUCCCCCCACCGAAGGCCUCUACGGUUCGGAAACCCCAAUUAUCGCCAACACUACAAUUCGUACUCUUUGCAUUCAGAGUAAACAAUUUCACGCGGCACGAAGUUUCGUUUUCGAAGCGCAAAAACAAGAAAGCUUGCUUUUCUGGAAGUGCUUUCAGAAAGUACUUUUCUCUACAUUCAUUGCUUGGGAGGACUAGGGUUUUUCGCGAAGCAUCCGAAGGGAAAAGCAGAUUAGAAGUGUUUUCAAAGGGAAGCACCGAGAGGCACUGGUCUCCAAUUGGGGCGUGAACGGUGCGUUUCGCUGCUGAUAAUAGAGAAUUCGAAGCGUUGUGUGAAUUUUCGGCGUGUUUUCGUGAAGCAGUGGAAGCUAAAUCCCUUUGAAUUAUAUACAACACAAACCUAGGGUUUUUGAAGCGCGGUUUUGAUCCAUUUCGGUUCGAAAUUGAACCAGGAAUCACUGUUUAUACUGUUGCAAUUGAAGAAUUUGAAGAAUUAAGGGGUUUUGAGGUGGUUGUGGAUUGAGUGUAGUGCAUUUGAUAUAGAGCUUUCUCUCUGUUACGAUGGAUAUUGAUGUGGUGGUAGAGGAUGUUAUGUCUUUGGACCCUGAACUGUUGCAGCUUCCUGAGGUGUCUCCGGUGGCGUUCAAAGCGAGCCCUCAGAUUGCUGAGGACUUGUUCUCCCAGUGGCUUUCGCUUUCAGAAACUGGCAGACUGGUGAAAUCUCUUGUUGAUGACGCAAAGACAGGUGCUUCCUUUAAUGCCCUUGGGAACUCUUUUAAUGUGAAUGCUGCUGGGAGUACUUCACUGCCUUCCAUGUUUCCCGCUGGCAGUGCACCUCCACUUUCUCCAAGAAGUUCAUCUGGUUCUCCACGUGUAUCAAAGCAGAGAACUAGUCCUUCUUCUCUGAGCUCUCCUCUUAAAUUAGUUAGUGAACCAAUGCGAGAAAUCAUACCUCAGUUUUACUUCCAAAAUGGCCGUCCGCCACCGAAGGAACUGAAAGAACAAUGUCUUUCCAGAACUGAUAACCUUUUUAACAGUCAUAUGGAUGGAUUGCAAAUACACGAGUUUAAGUUGGUUAUGAAGGAAAUAUGCAAGCUGCCAUCAUUUUUCUCCUCUGCGCUUUUCAGAAAGAUAGACAUGGAAUGCACUGGGAUAGUUAACAGGGAUGCAUUUAUUAAGUAUUGGAUUGAUGGCAAUAUCCUGACAAUGGAUACGGAAACUAAAAUAUUCGAAAUUCUAAGGCAGCCAGGAUGCAAAUACCUUACUCAGAUAGACUUCAAACCUGUUCUUCUAGAGCUUUUGUCAACCCAUCCUGGGUUGGAAUUCUUACAGAGCACACCUGAAUUUCAAGAAAGAUAUGCUGAAACUGUCAUAUACAGAAUAUUCUACUACAUCAACAGAUCAGGAAAUGGCCGUCUUACUCUUAGAGAGCUGAAACGAGGAAAUCUGGUUGCUGCCAUGCAACAUGCAGAUGAGGAAGACGACAUUAAUAAAGUCAUGAGGUUCUUCUCUUAUGAACAUUUUUAUGUUGUAUACUGCAAGUUUUGGGAGCUUGAUUCAGACCAUGACUUCUUGAUAGACAAAGAGAACCUCAUCAAAUAUGGUAACCAUGCCCUUACCUACAGGAUCGUUGAUAGAAUAUUUUCACAGGUUCCAAGGAAGUUUACCAGUAAGAUUGAAGGGAAGAUGGGUUAUGAAGAUUUUGUUUACUUCAUGCUGUCAGAGGAAGAUAAGUCAUCUGAGCCCAGUCUAGAGUAUUGGUUCAAAUGUAUAGAUUUGGAUAGCAACGGAGUUAUUACCCCCAAUGAAAUGCAAUUCUUUUAUGAGGAGCAGCUCCAUCGUAUGGAAUGCAUGACCCUAGAACCUGUGCCAUUUGAGGAUAUUUUGUGUCAAAUUGUUGACAUGAUUGCACCUGAGAGGGAAGAUUAUAUUACACUACGUGACUUGAAGGGAUGCAAACUUUCAGGAAAUGUUUUCAAUAUUCUUUUCAAUCUUAAUAAGUUCAUGGCCUUUGAAAGUCGUGAUCCAUUUCUCAUCCGUCAGGAACGUGAAGACCCGACUUUGACAGAUUGGGACCGGUUUGCACAUAGGGAGUAUAUUAGGCUUUCAAUGGAAGAAGACGGUGAAGAUGUCUCGAAUGGAAGUGCAGAAGUGUGGGAUGAGUCACUUGAAGCUCCUUUUUGAGGGCAACGAGCUGCCUAUAUGCUUCCUUGAGUUUUAGGCCAUGGAAUGAAGAAACAUUGUGGAGAUACUCCUAGAAUGAAAACUUACGAGGGGCUGCAAACUUUAUCAGAGAUAAACCUCAAGCGUGGGCAUUUAGUUUUGGGACACACCUUGUCAAGCUGGCAAAUAUUGCUUGCCUUCAUGAAAUGAUAGUCUGCUGCGGAGUACAAAAUCGAUUUGCUUCUUUGGAAUGAAAUGGUUAGUCAUCACACGGGUAACAAUGGAUCAUGCUAUUGUUAUUGAAGAACUCAUGUUGUUUCCAAGGAAUUAGCUCCAUUGCUGGUUGCGUUCUAUCUUGCCUUUACUCUUUCUUUGGGCAUAGAUGGCUGCUUGAAGCUUCUAGUGGUUCGUCAUGUUGCUCGGAUGCUCUAUAUUGGUCCCUCUUCCCCUUCACCCUGCUCCCUAGCUUCUAUACCUUGUUAAUAUGCUUAUUGGAUUUUUGUUGAAAAAGGGAAUUUUUAACACGAAAUUGUAGAAAGUGCAAUAGCAUAGAACGGUUUUUGGUUGGAAUUGUUGAAAGAUUUUCCAUGUUAGUUUCUUCCUAUAUUCUGCGCAACCCGGCAAAGCCCUAGUCAAGUAUAUUGUGUUUAGCAUUCUUGUGAUGAUACCAUGUCCAUUGAUGAUGUUUA